Messenger RNA from Dicrocoelium dendriticum, 2705 nucleotides. Lineage: Eukaryota; Metazoa; Platyhelminthes; Trematoda; Plagiorchiida; Dicrocoeliidae. The record is from the annotation of a GenBank genome assembly.
ACAGCGUGCUAGUCGCAGUCGCUUCAGAUUACUUGACUUUCCGUCUACAAUUUCCGACUUCCGCCAGAUGGCUUGAUGCAGAAUGAGCCAAAAGGAUCCGAAUAAGGUGGUGACGGUCACAGCGUACCUUGGACAAGGAGAUAAAUCUAAGGAAAUUUCAUACACUGACGCCAAAGUUAUCGGCAAUGGAUCUUUUGGCGUCGUUUAUCAGGCUAGACUUUGUGAAACGGACGAGAUAGUCGCUGUUAAAAAGGUGUUGCAGGAUAGGAGAUUUAAAAACCGAGAGUUGCAAAUAAUGCGGCAACUGGAUCAUCCAAAUAUUGUUCAACUGAAGUACUUCUUUCAUAUCUUUGGGGAACGCAAAGAUGAUGUCUACCUCAAUUUAGUACUUGAAUUCGUACCCGAGACUGUUUACCGGGUCGCUCGUCGAUAUAGCCGGCAAAAGGAAACAAUUCCUAUAUUAUUCCUCAAGCUGUACAUGUACCAACUGCUUCGAAGUUUGGCCUAUAUUCACCACAAGGGAAUUUGUCAUCGUGAUAUAAAACCCCAGAACCUGCUUCUCAAUCCGUCCACCGGUGUCCUGAAACUCUGUGACUUUGGAAGCGCCAAAGUCCUCGUUCGCGGUGAACCGAAUGUAUCCUACAUUUGUUCUCGCUAUUAUCGGGCUCCUGAACUAAUUUUCGGUGCGGUGGAGUACACCUGCCAAAUCGAUAUCUGGUCAUCCGGUUGCGUGCUAGCUGAACUUCUCCUUGGACAACCCAUAUUUCCGGGCGACAGUGGUGUUGAUCAGCUGGUCGAAAUUAUCAAAGUUUUGGGCACACCAACACGGGACCAAAUUCAUGAAAUGAAUCCGGAUUACCGCGAUUUUAGAUUUCCCCAAAUUCGACCGCAUUUAUGGUCCAAGGUAUUCCGACCGCGUGUACCCCCAGAUGCUAUACAACUAGUUUCACAACUACUGGAUUAUACUCCGAGCAAACGUCUGAAACCACUGGAUGCAUGUCUGCAUCCUUUCUUCGACGAGCUGCGACUAGAGCAGACACGUUUGCCAAAUGACAGGCCACUACCUCCGCUAUUCAACUUCACCCCUUACGAGUUGUCUAUGUCCAGUGAUGUUCAAAAACUUCUACCGCCGACUCAGAAAUCCUUGCACACCACGCUCUCCGAUAAAGAGGCAGAUUCUAGCCAACCAGCUUCCGAAGCUCCCAACACUACUUUUCAACCAGAUCAAAAUGCAUUGGGCGGAGACGUGGAAAGUUCUGUGCUGGCAUCCAAUGUGUUGUCCAAGGAGAAUCCGUGCGAGGAUACAGCUUUUGAACUGACCGAUUCUGCGAUACCCGAUAACGCAUGUUCAAAUCCUAAUACAGACAGUCACGCAAGUGAGACUGUACCAGCAACUUCUCUGGAAGCAGACGUUCAGGGCUCUAAAAACUGAAAUAGCGCCAUUCGUUUGCUGUCUUCGAACAAUAGUGCGUCUCUUCUGCUCGCUUUGUACAUCCGCUAUGCGUACACAUGAUGCCAUCCCCAGCCAUCUGCGACAGAUGGUGUGCAGGCUGAUUUACAUAUUUAAGAAAAAUGCAGCCUAUCACUGAGUGGAAGCUACACAGUCGCUUUUAUGAACAUUUAUCUUCUCGUGUCCUACCACGUACUGAAUUUUUCUCGGUCGCCUGUUCGGUAUGUGUAGAUUUAUUCUCGAAUAACAUUCGUUUUAAACAUAUUUCGCUUUUUUAUUUGUCACGCUUCCUUGGCCUCAGUCAACAUUGUACCAUGGUUUUAUCCACAUGCACACAAAACAUCUGGAUGUAAAAUUUAGUCGUAAUUCUCAUUCACACAUCUUGACUUUCAGCAUGAUAGCACGCGUUCUCUUUAUGUCCCGACGUUUGUUUAUCCACAAAACAAAGUGACCGUUUCUAUCGUUAUUUGCACAGCCUACGGGAAUGUUCUCUCGCUUUUCCCACUUUUUUAUAGCACCGGUUCGUUGUCACACCCUUUGCUCCCACCCGCCUCACAUAUGGGCGCUUUCUUCUCCUAUCUUUAUCCACUUCAUACCGCUUCACUCACCUAACCUCAGUACGGUUGGAUUAUGACUCCAGGAUGCACGCGCGAACAUAUGUAUAUGAUUUCGUGCUAGAAAUAAGUGAAGUGGUUGUGUUCCACUGCCCUCACACGAUCUUCGUUAUCAGUCCACAUUGUGACCACGUAGCCAAUACGAACUGCUCUAGUGUCUUUCACUGGUCACAACGUCUGUCCCCUCUGCAUGAGGUGCGCCUUCCAUCCACUCGCGUUUGGCAACCCUCGAUAUACCUUCUCUGCAUAUGUGUUUGUGAAAUGCGUACUACAAGUACAAUUUAUUUUCGUCCCAUUUCAGGGACAUCUGUUCUGUCCUUCUUACUAUUUGCUCCACCACCCAGCAACCAACUCCGGUGAAGUUAACUAGUAGGUUACCAUCGAUGUUACGCUCAACUUGCUACAUUCUACUAUGUGCGUGCAGAAGUUGUGACUUUCUGCCAUAGAGUCUCGAUGACAUCCUGCCGCACAACAUCGAUAUGCUAUCAUUGCACCAUAAUUCAGCCACAAUAAUUCGCAUUUUCUUCAAACUAUCGCCUUAAGUUUGGUUUUAGGUGAGUUCAGAGCCACUCACGAACUUAUUCUUACUGCCCCUCACGUUGAGAUCUGUGGCCCUCUUCAAUACAACUAUGGAGUGCACG